AUGCCAAUUACAUCACACCAGGGUAAUGUAAUGCCCUACAUAGGUGAGGACGCCAGAUUACAUCCAGUUCAUCCGUCAGUAUUGGAUGUACCGAACUGUUUCCGGGUCGCUAACACAUACUACGCCUGCCGUACACCUCUAGAACGUGCCAAAUGGAUUGAAAAUUUACGCCGCACAAUGAACCCUCGGCGUGACGCACAACGUCGUGUCGAGAACGCAUUACAGUUAUGGGUUCUUGAAGCAAAAGGAGUACCCGCUAAGAGAAGAUAUUAUUGUGAAUUAUGUUUGGAUAAGACAUUAUAUGCUCGAACGUCGUCAAAACCGUUGGUGGAUAACGUUUUUUGGGGCGAACACUUUGAUUUCACAAUGUUGCAAAAGAUGGACGAAGUCUGUAUCAAUUUGUAUCGUGAAGGUGACCCAAAGAAGAAGAAAGAACGUGCAACGUUAAUUGGAUACAUAUUGAUCGCCAUUGAGCAGCUUAGCAGUCGGCAUCCAGUGGAGCGAUGGUGA
Cooperia oncophora is the source of this 510-nucleotide messenger RNA. The record is from the annotation of a GenBank genome assembly. Lineage: Eukaryota; Metazoa; Nematoda; Chromadorea; Rhabditida; Trichostrongylidae.